Trichomonas vaginalis G3 is the source of this 282-nucleotide messenger RNA. RefSeq lists its product as uncharacterized. The record is from RefSeq and is a predicted model, not a curated record. NCBI's taxonomy places the organism in Eukaryota, Parabasalia, Trichomonadida, Trichomonadidae. The transcript has a single exon. Bases 1 to 282 code for a protein of 93 amino acids.
AUGACAAAUCAAGUCAACCUUUACGACCUCGACAAAGAGACAAUUGAUAAGGCAAAGGAAGAUUAUCGAAAUUCUCUCAGAGAUAACGAUGAAGAAAUUAAAGCUCUUGCUGGUAUGGCGAAAACGAAAGCAAUCUUCAAGAAGGCAACUGCAUUUUUCGAGAAGGAAUCACCUGAACUUAGAAAAUUCCUUGAAGAAAAAGGCUAUCUUUUACCUGCACCACCACAAGAUGUCCCCGAUUCAAAGAUUUCAAUUUCGGACGAGAUUUACCAGCAGAGUUAG